Hippocampus zosterae (dwarf seahorse) is the source of this 1582-nucleotide messenger RNA. It is a transcript of the gene tmem230b, whose product is annotated as transmembrane protein 230b. Gene Ontology annotation, biological process: synaptic vesicle transport. The coding region runs from base 190 to 546 and encodes 118 amino acids. NCBI's taxonomy places the organism in Eukaryota, Metazoa, Chordata, Actinopteri, Syngnathiformes, Syngnathidae. The record is from RefSeq and is a predicted model, not a curated record. The transcript has 3 exons. Gene Ontology annotation, cellular component: endomembrane system; synaptic vesicle.
CGCAUGCGCACUGAAAACAAGGAAGUGCCGCGCGAGAAGAACGGACGUGACAGUCACAUAAUCUCACGUUUUUCUUUGGUCUUUAUUCAAUUAUUUGCCGCUAGUUUAUCCACUGAAGAAUGGCCACGGUGUUAUUAGUGUUCUUUUAGACCCGGCACGAUUAAGCAAGGUGACAGUAGCAAACCAAAGAUGCCAGCUCGUAGCGUUGUGAAUGGCGUUCCUGCCAGUAAAGUGAAGUACUCCAGGUUAGCCAUUCAUGACGACGGCUACAUUGAUUUGCAGUUCAAAAGAAGUCCACCCAAAGUCCCGUACAAAGCCAUCGCGCUCGCUGCAGUCCUGUUCUUGAUUGGCUCUCUGUUAAUCAUCAUCGGUUCUCUUCUCCUGGCCGGAUAUUUUGGAGUGACCCACUCUGACCGAACCAUUCCAGUCCUGGUCAUAGGAAUCCUUGUUUUUCUUCCUGGAAUUUACCACUUGCGAAUAGCUUAUUAUGCAUCAAAAGGAUACCCUGGAUACUCCUAUGACGACAUCCCUGACUUCGAUGACUAAAUCAAUUUUCCUUGACGCAUAAUGAAGUCCUCAUAUUUCCGAUACAUAUCCCUCCAUGAAAAUAAUUUAAUUUACGUACUUUGAUGAAUGUCUUUUUUUUUUUUUAAAUAAGCCUGUUUUCUCAUAUUGUUCCCAUACUGAUGGCAAGCAAAUAUAGUCUUAAGUGUAAAUGUAUUGUUUCUCAGUAAAGCAGUGCAGCUCCAAUUUGUGGUUUAUUGUUGAUUCAUUAAUUCAUGUAGCAGUCUUUUUAUGUGGCCUAUCUGAAAUUAUUUACUUGGAUUAACUUUUUUUCCACAAUACAAAACGGCUGUGCAGAAAAAAAAUCACUUGUAUUAUUUGGCAUUGGACUCAGCAUGACUCAGACUUGAUCUUAGUUUUACUGUUCGGGGGCUUUCUACCGUCUUUGUUACUGAUUUAUUGCUUUAUCGUUGCAUAUAUGAUAGUUGCUCCAUGUACAGCACUUUGUAUGUAGCCAUGGCUGUUUGAAAGUGCUCUAUAAAUAUAGUUGAGUUGAGGAAUGUAAUAUUAAAAAUAGUAAUGUUUAUUGUAAACCAUCUUUAUAAUAGAAUUUAUAAUAUAAUUAAUAAUAGUGUAGUAGAAGCAACUAAAUUGCUUGAUAUUUAUGACAUAGAAGUCUUUUUCAUACUCGUGUUUACUGUAGUUAUGACUUUACUACUGCAUGAACAUGGGAAUGUGACAUUUUGCUUUGUACAAAUUAGCUGUGGCAGCACGGUGGUCGACUGGUUAGUACGUCGGCCUCACAGUGCAGAGGGGCAGGGUGCUAUUAUUUGUUUUCAAAUCUUUAAAUGGCCUCGCCCCACCUUACCUCUCUGAGCUCCCCCACCAUUAUGCACCUGACACUAUCAGAGAUACCAUGGGCUAAGCGGAGCCUUAGAAGGGAUCAAGCCUUUUAAAUUAGCUGUGGUAGGAUAAGUAAAUACUUAUCUACUGUACUUCAGUAGAUUUUUCAGCUCAUCUAUUUGAGGGUUUUUUUUCUGAACGCUUUUUACUUGAACUACUAAAUUUGAAAACUGAU